Exophiala spinifera is the source of this 1167-nucleotide messenger RNA. RefSeq lists its product as uncharacterized. Lineage: Eukaryota; Fungi; Ascomycota; Eurotiomycetes; Chaetothyriales; Herpotrichiellaceae. Gene Ontology annotation, molecular function: acyltransferase activity, transferring groups other than amino-acyl groups. The coding region runs from base 1 to 1167 and encodes 388 amino acids. The record is from RefSeq and is a predicted model, not a curated record. The transcript has 2 exons.
AUGGGCCGGCACCAUCAUCUGAGACUUCCUGAACACCUCUACCUGUCUCCUCCGACUCCUCCUCAACCCUCGGCGGCAACCUACUUGACUUCUGCUUCUUCCUUCUUCGCCAUAAACAGGGCUGUACAUUAUUCUCCUUCAACCGCUUUACUUCACGAGACGGGCCGCCCAGGCGGUUUUGCAGUUGGGGACCGUAUACCAGGCUUCAAAACUUCUGCUGCAUUUUUCAACACUUUACGAGCCAAUCUUGUUCUCGACCCCGAUCUCAUCCCGCCGUCUCUCCCUACUACGCCAGACGUCCUACGGCCGACCACCAUGUCUUCUUCCGGCGGCGGUCUUCCCCCUCCCUCACCUUCUCCCCUUGGGACCGGCGAGGUCUAUGCCUAUGCUGAAGACGCGGCGGUUGAGUCCAAGAAUCCGCUGGAUUCGAUCCCCGACUUGACCACCCGACCUGCCGUCAGCGAGGAUGACCAGGUUGAAGCCCUGCACUUGUUGGCCGACUCGGUCGCUCAGCAGCGUCAAGUCGCGUCCAGCGCCAUCAUGUACCAUCCAUUGACGCUCGGCACGUUCGUUCUCUGUUUCGGCCUGGUCUAUCAAUACCUGUACAAGGGCCAGCGGUCGGACUGGAUGCUAAUCGGUACUACAAGUGCCGGAACCAUCAUGGCCAUCCUUGUCAGCAUCCGGUGGCUCACGGGCGGGUACAUUGACGAAGCCGAGAACAUAGGCACAUGGAAGUGGCUAAACAAAGGCCGCCAGGCCAAUGAUGGUUUGGCUGUCGGAGACGCUGACGAGAUUCUUUUGACUCGAUUCGGCGAUGAGGUAAUCGGCACGGUCAUCGUACGAGGCGAACGAGAAACACCUGCCGGGGGCGGUCCACGGAAGCCACGCAAGGGUGCGCCCACGACGGGAGUGAUACGAGGCUGGACCGUCAAACGUCGAUACCGCCGCAAAGGGGUUGGCCAGGGUCUGCUUGAGGAGGCGGUCAAGUUGUGCCAGACCAAGGGCUGGAAUGGACCGGAGUUUGCCGCGGAUCACGCCCACAGCGCGCGGCCUUUACCUGCCACCUUUGCUGGCACCUUCGUCAAGAGAGAACGCCAGGCCCGUGAGAUGCUGGAGAAGGUCAAGGAAGACAUGACGCCGAGCACGGGCAAAAGAGGGAAAAGAUGA